AUGGCGCGGUGGCUGCUGCAGCAGUACUGGGACAUCCCCGACGGCACCAGCUGCCACCGCAAGGCCUAUGCCAGCACGAGCAUCAGCGGCACCGUCGGUGUGUUCGCCUCCGCCUACAGCCUGUCGCUCAACCCCCCAGGCACCUUCUUUGAAGGGGUGGCCAGGGCAGGACGGUACACGUUUACUGCAGCGGCCAUCGGCGCCGUGUUCGGGCUGGCCUCCUGCAUCAGUGCCCAGGUCCGGGAGAAGCCUGACGACCCCCUGAACUACUUCAUUGGAGGCUGCGCUGGAGGCCUGACCUUGGGGGCACGCAUGCACAGCUACGGCGUGGGCGCCACGGCCUGCGCAUACAUGGGAAUGGCUGCUGCCCUGGUCAAGAUGGGCCAGCUGGAGGGCUGGAAGGUGCUUGCAGACCCCAAAGUGUGA
Molecule: messenger RNA, 426 nt
Organism: Elephantulus edwardii (Cape elephant shrew)
Lineage: Eukaryota; Metazoa; Chordata; Mammalia; Macroscelidea; Macroscelididae
Gene: NDUFA11
Product: NADH dehydrogenase (ubiquinone) 1 alpha subcomplex, 11, 14.7kDa
Exons: 4
Coding region: 1-426 (141 amino acids)
Biological process (GO): mitochondrial respiratory chain complex I assembly
Source: RefSeq, a predicted model, not a curated record